GCUCUGAAGUCUUAAAACGCAGCUACAUUCAGUGGAAUAAAUCAGACAGUAGUUGUACGCAAAAUGGCAGACAUAGUAGAAAACAGUACAGACCAGACCCACAGCCACCAAGCUGCAAAACAAGCCCAGGAUGUUGAACAACUGACGGGGACCGUGUCCGAUGGGAAGGUGACAUUUGACGACAGCGGGCUCUCUGCUGUCCUACACAGUGGCUUGGAGAAUCUGAGGCUGGAGAGGUCCCUGACAGAUGUUGUGCUGUGUGUGGACAGCAGGGAGUUCUCCUGUCACAGGGUGGUCUUGGCUGCAGCGAGCAGUUACUUCAGGGCAAUGUUUUGUAAUGAUCUCAAAGAAAAACAUGAAGACAAGAUAGUGAUUAAAGGGGUCGAUGCCAGUACCAUGGAGACAUUAUUGGAUUAUACCUACACCAGCAAAGUCCACAUCACCAAACAGAAUGUCCAGAGAAUUUUGGAGGCUGCCAGUCUAUUUCAGUUCCUGCGGAUGGUGGAUGCCUGUGUCAACUUCCUCAGUGAGGCUCUGCACCCAGACAACUGUGUGGGCAUCCUUAGGCUGGCUGACACUCACUCCCUGGACAGACUAAGGAAAUGCGUGCAGAACUAUAUUGUGCAGAACUUCCCCCAAGUGUUGACUCAUGAGGAAUUUCUGGAGCUACCUGCAGAGAUCCUGUCAGAAAUUCUUGGAAGUGAUGAGCUCUGUGUCACAGAGGAGGAACAAGUGUUUGAGACAGUGAUGCGUUGGGUGCGUUACCGAGAGUCUGAGAGGCAGCACCAGCUGUGCCAGGUGCUGAGGCAAGUCCGCCUACCCCUCCUGGACCCUUGGUACUUUGUGGAGUGGGUAGAAGGUGACGAACUUAUUUGGAAAAGCCCUGAUGUAUUCCAUCUGUUGCAAGAAGCCAGGAUGUACCACCUAUCGGGCAAUGAGAUUAUUUCGGAGAGGACAAAGCCCAGGAUGCAGGAGUUCCAGUCAGAGGUCUUCAUGAUAAUAGGUGGCUGUACGAAGGAUGAAAAGUUUGUGGCAGAGGUAACCUGCUUGGACCCACUCCGGCGAAGUCGCCUGGAGGUGGCCAAGCUGCCGAUCACAGAGCAGGAGAUGGAGAGCGAGAACAAGAAAUGGGUGGAAUUUGCGUGCAUCACUUUCCGUAACGAGGUGUACAUCUCAGGUGGUAAAGAAACUCAACACGAGGUGUGGAAGUACAAUGCCUCCUUAAAUAAAUGGAUUCAAGUUGAAUAUUUAAACACUGGACGGUGGCGGCACAAGAUGGCGGUUCUGAACGGCAAGGUAUAUGCGGUUGGAGGUUUUGAUGGUGUCACACGGCUCAACAGUGUGGAAGCAUAUGACCCAUUUCACAACUGCUGGACUGAGGGAGUUCCACUCCUCGUAAAUGUGAGCUCGUUUGCUGCCACAACCUAUAGUAAGAAGCUAUAUAUUAUUGGAGGAGGACCCAAUGGGAAACUGGCUACAGACAGGACCCAGUGCUAUGAUCCUGCAACAAAUAUGUGGAGCCUGAAAUCACCUAUGCCCAUAGAAGCCAAGUGCAUCAAUGCUGUUACAUUCAAGGAUCAUAUUUAUGUUGUGGGUGGCGCAAUGAAGGCCCUUUACUGCUACAGCCCAGCAGAGGACUCAUGGGCUCUCAUCACACAGUUUGGCCAUGAGCGCGCCAGCUGUGGGAUCGCAGCUUGCAAUAACAAGCUUUUCAUCACUGGCGGCCGUGAUGAGAAGAACGAGGUCAUUGCCACCGUGCUUUGCUGGGACACAAAGAAGCAAAAGCUGACAGAGGAGUGUGUCUUGCCCCGCGGAGUUUCGCAUCAUGGUAGCGUCACCAUCAGGAAGUCCUACACACACAUCCGGCGCAUCGUCCCAGGAGCAGUCUCUGUAUGACACACAGUUGAAGCACAGGCAACUUGCUCACCUCCAGAGGGGCUGCCUGGGGCUUUUGAAGAGACUUCAUCUGGACAGUCAGAGGCAAUUAACAAACCAUGGCUCCUGUCACCUGGAUUCUGUCUCUCUGGAAGGCAUCAAAGAACUGGCUGCACACUCAAUACAACUGAGCCUUCUGGGACAAACACUGCAUUGUCAAAAGAGUUGGAAACCUGAAUCUAAUCCAAAAAGGAUGCCUUGCAUUAUUUUUUAGUGUAUAAAGGAACUGGAAACUACACAUCAAACAUUGAGGAUGUAUAAUUGAAGAACUCUGGGGUGUAAAAGAAGGACAUUGAGAAUAGGGGGAUAUAGGGGGUAAAUGCCAAGAGCAGAGAGAGACUACAUACUUGGCAAGAGGGCUAGAAAUAUGAAGGCAGGCCUCAGGCACUGUGCUUGUUAGGUAAGAGUCACGGUACCCAGAGAAAAGAGAAUAAAGUAACCAUGAAGUAACUGAAUAGAGCAACAGCCUCCAGGAGCUGUAUGCUCAGUACUGUUCCUGUUUCAAAUGAGUCAUAUAGUCAUACAGCAUGGAAACAGGCCCUUUGGCCCACUCCAUCCAUGCUGACCAUCAUUUAUCCAUCUGUACUGAUCCCAUUUACCAGCACUUUCUCUCGACCUUACUUCGCUUACUACCUGAUCCCGAAGAUGCUGCCAGUCCUACUUAUUUAAUGCUGUGAGAGAAUCUGACUCCACCGCCCUAUCAGGUUUAGGGUUAGGCUACACUGUUCCCCAUUAUUUAUCUUCUUUAUAUCCCACUGUUCUUCAAUAUUUCUCCCAGUGUUUAACCUCUCUGCAUUUCAUUAAUUGGACCAAGAUAAAGUUGUCUUUCAGUUCUAAAAUAUCUGAUCAGUUGUUUUUUUUGAAUGGGAAUUUUGAGCAAAUGGAUAUUAGCAGGAUAGAGAUUUUGAUGAGUGAUAGACUCAAGAAGGUGAUCCAAAAACUCUUAAUCAGGGGUCAUCUUAGUUUAGAAUGGGUUCCCAGGGUCUGGAAUUACUGAGCACGGACAAGGCAAUCCUGGAUUCUAAAAAAGUGCUGAGAGCACUUGUGUUCCAGGGAGCACAGGGGAAUUUGUGGCAUUGCAGCAAAGGUGGAUCCCAGAACUUAGAAUAUCAUGGUGAAGCGUAGGAUCUUUGUAUCUGGGGUAAGGAUCUCAAGCUCAGCAUCAGUUUGGGUAGGGUUUGACAUUCUAACAUUUGCAAGGAUUGCAACAUCAGGCAAGCAUGUUUAGAGCCAUCUAUGCUUAACUUGACACCCUGUAGAUGGGUGUAUAUGUCUCAUAAGAAUGUAAGAAAUCAAAGCCAGAGCGGUUACGAGUGGUUUUUGAGUCUACUCUGCCAUUCUACAAGACCAUUAUACAUCAUAUUCACUUUCUGCCCAUUCUCCACAUCCUUUCAUAUCCCAACUCCUGCAGUAUCCCUCCAACACUGCCUGAAUCUCUUCACCUUCAUUCUCUUCAUUGUGCUGUUACCACAUUGAUAGACACUGGCUGCCCUUUGGAUUUUGCUGGAAGCAAAACGAGUUUGCAGCCAGGACGAGGAUGAUUAAUCCUGCUGCUGGCCCUCUUGGGUCAGAAAAUCCUUGGCCUCAGGUAGCCAUUCCUCCACGUCUUGCCAUUCUCUGGAACAGGCCAUGAGCUGCGAUCCCCAUUCUCUUUUGUCUCUGCCUAGGAGUGCCUCAGGUAGAGUCCACCCUUCCUGCCCCUGGCCAGCAGGUACAGAUGUGCCUCCUGCUGUUUGGCAGUGCAGGUAUAUUCUCAUGUUGGCGCAGACUGAAUUGCUUGUAGCAGAGGCAGUUCAUUGAUAAAACGGCUGGGACAAUCCACUGGAACAUGGCUCCAGAGAGCCUAGCAUCACAGCAGAGGCCUUGCUGGAUUGACAAGAGGCCGAUUGGAAAAUGGACAAAUAGGUGCCUCUGCCUAUUUAUCUAUCUUCUGGUAGGAAAAACUCAAAGCACCAAUUGUUGUGGGAGUAAUGGCUUGAAACCUUCCAUAGAUUUAGGCCUCUGUGGUUGGAGGAGAUUGCUUCUAUUCUCAAACUCCAUUUGGAGUAUGUUUGCCUACAUGCUUUGUGUGCAGCUUUCUAGAUUUGACACCACUUUACUCAUUGGCCACCAGAGGAUGCAAUUAUCUUUAUUUAAAUCAAUGUUUAUCACAACACCUCUUUUGUCAGUGAACAUGCAAGUGACGUCCUGGACUUGUGAGUUAAACAAUAACCUGUGUACUCAGGGUGUAGAACCCUCCAUUCACUCAUGGUAUCCUGGUGUA
Pristis pectinata (smalltooth sawfish) is the source of this 4198-nucleotide messenger RNA. RefSeq names its product kelch-like family member 6 (gene klhl6). The coding region runs from base 64 to 1896 and encodes 610 amino acids. Lineage: Eukaryota; Metazoa; Chordata; Chondrichthyes; Rhinopristiformes; Pristidae. Gene Ontology annotation, biological process: germinal center formation; B cell receptor signaling pathway. Gene Ontology annotation, molecular function: protein binding. The record is from RefSeq and is a predicted model, not a curated record. The transcript is spliced from 7 exons.